UGUCUCGAUCUUAUUACUAUGGUAGAUGAGACGUAAGAAUAUUGCGCUACAACAUUCCUUCAGGGGUUCCAGUCUCCCUUAAACACAGAGUCAAAAUUAUGUGGGAAGUCAUAAGAAAAAUAAGGAACUGGCAUUUCAAAUUCGGUACACACAGUGUGGUAGCCAAUCCACUCUGUAUAAUUAAAUAAGUUCUUUCUGUGACUAACCGGAGGAUCGGCCUAUAGAAAAUAGAAGAAAAAAACGGUUUCGGCACAAUAGUCUCAUUCAAAAUUCUCAUAACUAAUUUUUUGGAUGACUUCCUCAUCAAGGUUACUUCUUCGAUUGUGUUCUUAUUAAGAGACCCUUCAGUUACUUCAUGAUCAAGAAAGCCUUUCACAUAAGCAACGUUGCACUGUCCAAUCUCAAACAUGUGAUCCUUGAUUAUUAAGCGCAUCACGGAUCAUUUGUUUAUCCUGUUCACUGGUUAUCUUACUAUAGUUAAACGUUUUCAAACAAUAGACUUUAUUAUCUGUAUAUAAAUGCAGGUCCUUAUUCUUCUUCUCCACUACUCACUAUUAAACUUCCCUAAUGGCUUCAAUCAGCUUAUUUGAAGCAUCAAUAUCUCUUUUUUGCUUUCUCGUCUUCUGUUACUUUCUCAACAAGAAACAUUCUUGUUACUUGCGCAUCAAGAAAUCCUUCCAAAGCUACCCUUGGAACUGGCCUGUUCUUGGGAUGCUUCCAGCUGUGCUCAUGAGGCUCAGUCAGAUCGAUGAUAUCAUCUGGGUCUUAGAGAAGAACAACUUGACAUUUAUUUUCAGGGGUCCAUGGUUCACUAGAUUGCAUGGGUUGAUCACAGUUGAUCCAGCUAAUAUACAUCAUAUAUUGAGCUCAAGUUUCUCCAACUACAUCAAAGGACCGAAGUUCAAGGAGUAUUUUGAUGUUUUUGGAGACGGCAUAUUCAACGCCGACGCAGAGCUAUGGAAGAAUCUAAGAAUGUCUUCUCAGACCGUGCUCAAUCAUCAAGGUUUUCAAAACUUGUCAAUGAGUGUUACAACAAGUAAACUCAGGGACGUGCUUCUUCCUCUUUUCAGUCGCCUUUCAGAGGAUGGGACAGUCGUGGACUUGCAGGAUGUGUUCCGGAGACUCAUGUUCGAUAUAUCGCUAGUUACAAUCACCGGGUCUGAUCCUCAAUCUCUCUCCAUUGAAAUGCCAGAGGUUGAGUUCGCAAAAGCUUUCGAUGACGCUGGGGAAGCCAUUCUGUUUAGGCACAUCAUACCAAGAUUCUUGUGGGAGUUGCAAAAACGAAUGGGGUUGGGAAAGGAGAAGAAGUUGACAGAAGCGGGUUCCACUUUUGACCGGAUCUGCACGAGAUAUAUAUUUGCAAAGAGAGAAGAGAAAAGAUCAACAGAGAAUGAUCAUGAUCAUUCAAAUGGAGAAAGUGAAGAUCUCUUAACAUCUCACAUAAAGCUAGAUACAAGCAAGUACCAGCUCUUGAAUCCAAGCGAUGACAAGUUCCUUAGAGACACCAUUUUAACUUUCAUUUUCGCAGGGAGGGAUUCCACUUCCUCUGCUCUCACUUGGUUUUUUGGGCUCCUCUCAAGAAACCCUCACGUGGAAGCCAAGAUUCGCCAAGAGAUCAAUACAAAUAUACCAAUAGCUGGAACUAGUCAAGAGAGGCCAUGGUCGGCUAUCGAUGACAAAGUGUUUUUGAACAAGUUGGUAUAUCUACAUGGGGCGUUGUAUGAAACAAUGAGGCUCUAUCCACCAGUUCCAUUCGAGCGCAAGUCUCCUAUAAAAUCAGAUGUGCUUCCAAGUGGGCACAAAAUUGAUGCAAACUCUCAUGUUAUCAUCCCUAUCUAUGCGUUAGGGAGGAUGAGAUCUGUAUGGGGAGAGGACGCAUGGGAGUUCAAGCCAGAGAGAUGGAUUUCAGAGACUGGAGGGUUGAGACAUGAACCUUCUUCCAAGUUCUUAGUGUUUAACUCGGGUCCAAGAACUUGUCUGGGUAAGCAUAUAGCUAUGACUGCAAUGAAAACCGUAGUCGUGGAGAUAUUACAAAACUAUGACAUUAAGCUCGUCAAAGGACAUAAAAUUGAGCCAAAGCCUCGUCUUAUACUUCACAUGAAACAUGGGCUUAGAGUCACGCUUACUAAGAGAUGUUCAGCUUGAAAUGCUAAUGUUUGAGUUGGUCCUAAGGUACGUAUGUAUUCUCCAAAUGUUCUUGCCUAGUGGUCUCUGCAAGGAAGUUUGUGAUUUAAGUAAGUUUACUCUUAUCUUAUUUCUUAUUUUGUAUUUAUAAACGCUGAACUGUUUAUCUAUCUAUCUAUAUAUCUAUAUAUAGUUUCCCUCCUUCUUAGCCUAUCCACGUCACUUGCCAGGUAAGAAAGUCGAUGUAGGAGACGGCACCACGUGUCCAGACACAUAAAGUUUUGCGUUUCAUUAAUCUCCGCGUGAUGGCUUCUAUCGUUUGGUGGGUGAUUGGGCUUUGAUAUUGGUAAGUUUCUGGCCCAAUUAAAGAGACGUGACUCUCUGAAAUCGAAAAACGAAGAAGGUCUUCUCUCCUCUUCAUGUGACGGCAACCGAUGCCUUUUGCGAUUCUUAUCACCAUUUUGAACGGCCUGCGUAAAAGCUUCGUGAUUAACCACAUUGAUUCGCUCGCCCACUACGUCGUCAUCAAUGCUUCGUUUUGAUCUCAUAAGCAGUGAUUUCUGUAUAAAUAUGUGUGAGUAGUCCUCUCCUUGAUCUCAUCUUAUCUUCGUUAAGCUUAUAUUCCAUACGUUUUGCUCUUUAUACACGUUAGAACGAGGAUUAUGCGUCUCUGAGUCAAUAAUCUCUUUCGAUUUUAUGUGUUUGAUCCUUGAAAAUUUUCUAGGCUUCUCAGAUCUUCAGCUUUCUUUAUUUCUCCUCUGUAGAAGAGAAAGCGGAUAUCCACUUCAUUCAUUCAUUCAGACAGAGAAUAAGAACAAGACACACCGAAGCCAAACUAUCGUAACGAAGAUGGCCGUCGAAAAACUGAACACGACCGUGGACGGCGUCGAGAUACUGAAGCCGCGUACGGACAACAGAGAAUACAGGAAGAUUGUCCUCAAGAACUCUCUCCAAGUCCUCUUGAUCAGCGAUCCCGAUACAGAUAAGUGUGCUGCUUCAAUGAGCGUUAGUAUCAGAUCUUUCUCUGACCCACAAGGAUUAGAAGGCUUAGCUCACUUGCCAGCGACCGUGAAUGUAGCCAGCUCUCCACAUUCAGGCACCGUCUCAAGGCUGGUUCAAUGUUCACACUCAGCGAAUUUGAUGUGGUUCGGUCCAAUCAGAACUUCAGGCUGUUUGACUCUCUUCUGACUAUUCUGUUCAGUUACUCAGCCAAAUUUGAUGCCUUUACGGAACCGGUUUCUCCAAUUCUGGUUGAGCGUUUCAGGUUCCGCGAUCUCGAUUCUCUGCUUGGCCUAGCCAACACCAACACACACCUUCCAUGUGUAUCCUCUUAUAACCUUUCUUCCUAACUUUGUUACCGUAAGUUGCAACGUAUACUCCCUUCUGAUCCUUACUUAGUAUACAAAUAAUGGUAUAUGUUUCUGUUCAAGCAGGAUGGUGACGAUAAUGAUAGAGAUGACAUGCAUGGGACCAUCUCAGUCCUUACUAAGGUUGGUGUUUGUUUUAAUGACCAUGAGGAAUCAUCACCCGCAAGAACAACUGCAAGUGAUCUUGCCACCAAGAAGCUUCGGGUAUUAGCAACUCCGAAGGUGGUUAAGAAGGCACGAAAUGCGUAUCUGGAGUCAGUAUUUUCUAUUUGAAUAAUGCUUAGGCAUUAAUGUUUUUUUUUUAAUUUUGUCAUCUUCUGGAAAUUGCUAUGUUUCCUAAACUAUCAUUGAAAUUGUUUUUUUUUUACGUUUUGACAAAAUUUACACAUUUCAUUAAGCUGCUGAAGAUAGGUAUACUGCUCAGCGCAUAAUUUCCCGAUCCAAACAAAUACUGUUCAUGUAAAUAAUGAUAAGAUUUGAUGUAAUACAUGUAUGGUGUUUAAUUGUA
Brassica rapa (field mustard) is the source of this 3999-nucleotide messenger RNA. RefSeq names its product alkane hydroxylase MAH1. The record is from RefSeq and is a predicted model, not a curated record. Lineage: Eukaryota; Viridiplantae; Streptophyta; Magnoliopsida; Brassicales; Brassicaceae. Gene Ontology annotation, molecular function: oxidoreductase activity, acting on paired donors, with incorporation or reduction of molecular oxygen; monooxygenase activity; iron ion binding.